AUGUAUAAUUUUUUCAAUAACUUGGAGAUAGCAAAAAAUAAAAUUAUUAGUCACCUUCAUAAAGAACUAUUUGAAGAAAAAGAUAAAGAUGAAUCGUAUUUUAUUCCAGAAGAAAGAAAUAUGAAUUGUUGUAAGCAAAAGUCAGUAGAUUUAUGUGUAUCAUCAACAGAGAAAACCCCCUCAAAAGAAAAUCAUAUAAAUGAAGAGGACAUAAUAUAUGAUCAUAAUAAUAAAAAUAAAAAUAAAAAUAUUAACCGCAAUUUAAUAGAUAGUACCAAAAGAGAAGUACUUAUUCAAACAGAUUUACUUGAGGAAGAAAAGAAAGACAUAAUUACUAACAUUUUUACAAACGAGGAAAAAUAUAAAACAAGAAAAAAUAAACAAAAUGAUAUGGUACCUCUAGAUAAGGAUCAAAAGGUAUUUAUGGAUUUUGAAUAUAAUCAAAAGGAUGCUUCAAAUGAGGAAGUGUAUUAUGGAAACAUGACAAUAUGCACCCAGGAAAAAAAAAAAAAAAAUCCUUUUGAAGAUUAUAAAAAUAAAGAGGAUUGUAAAUAUGUAAUUAAUGAAAUAAAUAAAUAUAAUGUUGAUGAUAAUAAUAAUAAUAAUAAUAAAUAUUAUGGUAAUAAUAAAUAUUAUGAUAAUGUUUAUUUUAAUAUGAACAAUUGUUAUACAAAUAAUAAGGAACUUCCUUUAUUAGAAAAAAAACAAAAUGAUGUCGAUUCCUUAUUAAUAUUAAAAAAUGAAAAAAAUUAUGUUAAAAAAAACGAAACUUUAAAUGAUAAGAUAUCACCAUCCUGUGUCAUAAAUAAAGAUGGGGAAAAUGAAAUGAACCAUUCUUUUUCUGAACCUUUCAUAGAUAUAAUUAAAGAUGAAGAAGAAAAAAAAGAAGAAAGGGCCUCCCAAUAUUAUAAUCAAAAUGAAAUAAAAAAAAUUAAUCAAAAAGAUGUAUCUGUAGAAACGGAAUUUUAUAUGAAAGAUUCUCUUUUAGAUAGUCUUGAAAAACUUUUAAUAAAAAAUGUAAGUUUCAAUUUUGUGAGGAAAGAAUAUAUCAAUAUAUUUCAGGAUAUGCUGACCUCAAAAAGGGAUGUAAGGUGGAAAAAAGAUAAAAAAGAAAUGAAUAUAGAGGAAAAGGAACCCUAUAAUAAUAAACAUAAUAAUAAUGAUAGAUGUUCACAUUUUUGUGACAAAGACAAAAAUAAAGAUCAAGAAAAAAACAUAAAUAAUAUUGAAGAUCAAAACAUAGAUCAUGUUCAAGAUCAAAACAUAGAUAAUGUUCAAGAUCAAAAUAAUCAUCAAAAUGAACAUUUCGAUAUGUUAGGAAAAUUACUCAUGAGUGAUAUGAAAAGUCUUUUUACAGAUACCAUUUACUGCUAUUCAGAUUUGAAUAAAAUUAAUAAUUUUAAUAAUAUGAUAAAUAAAUAUGUAGAAGAAAUAAAAACGUUAAAGAAAAAAGAGAAAAUGUUAAACGAUAUAAACGAAAGACAAACAUUUCAAUUAUUACAGCUAGCUCAACAAAUAUCACAUAUAAAAACUGAACAGGAUAUUUCUCAUGAUUUAUUAAAUGAUGAUAUUAGAUCAAGUGAAAAAUGUGAAUAUAUGGAAAAAGAAAUUAAAAAAUUAGAAAAAGAAAAUGAAAAACUACAAAAUCAUUUAAAAGACAAAAUGACAUAUAUGAAACAAAAUUUCGAACUAAAAUGUUAUAUUCAAAAUAUACAAGAAGAUAUAAAAAAUAAAAACUUUUUGUACACAAAAAUUAAUGAAGAAAAACAUCAACUUGAAAACAAAUUAAUAAAAUAUUAUGAAUAUCUACAAAUUAUUAAAGAAGAUCUAUAUGGUUAUAAAAAAUUACUUUAUGAUUUUAAAAUAAACGAAAACCAUGUAGUCAAUAGAUUUAAAAUGUUUUUAACAAAUUAUAAAAAGUGUCAUCAUGUGAAAUAUUAUAAACUUGGGAAGGAAAGUAACGGAUGGAUUAUUCAAAAAAAAGCAAAAAGAAAAAAAAAAAAAAAAAAAAAAAAAAAAAAUAUGCACAAUUGGAAAUUUAGUCAUUUAAAGGGGGGAAAUUUCAAAAGGGUUAAAUUUUUUAAAUGGAUAGAUGAUGAUAUGAUGCAUAAUAAUGAUGAUAAUAUGUUACAUAAUGUUGAUGAUGAUAAUAUCAUACAUAAUGAUGAUGAUAAUAAUAUCAUACAUAAUAAUGAUGAUGAUAAUAAUAUCAUACAUAAUAAUGAUGAUGAUAAUAAUAUCAUACAUAAUGAUGAUGAUGAUGAUAAUAAUAUGUUACAUAAUAAUAAUGAUAACAAUGUGAUCUAUGGGGAAACACCUUCAAACCAUAAUAUAUCUUGCAAAACCAAAACAAAUAACACCAUUAAAAACAUAUCGAAUUAUAAUACUACAAAAAAUUGUUCACCAAAAGAACUAAUAAACAAAAUUAAUUAUUAUAAGUAUCAAUUGGAUGAAUAUAAAUCCAUAUAUUUGAAAAAUAAAAAUAAUGCCCAUAGUCAAUUAAGGGAAACAAAAAAAUUACUUUCUUAUGAAAUUAGAAAAAAUAAAAUGAUUGAGAAAAAGUAUGAACUUCUUUCUAAUAAAUUUCAAGACAUAUAUACUACAUUUAAUGAUGAAAAAAAGGAUAUUCAGAAUUAUAAUAAUAAGAAGAAGAAUGAAAAUAGUUAUAAAAAGGAUUCCAUAUCAACACAAGAACUUUUGAAUGAAAUAAAUCUUCUAACAGAAGAAAUCAAAAAAUUUAAAGAAGAUCAGAUAUUGUUACAACAAGAUGUAAAUAAUAAGAGUAAAAUUAUAUCUCAUUUAAUAAAAAAACAUGCUUUGAGCGAGGAACAUUUUAGAUUAGACAAAAGUUUCAACAUUUUUAACAACAAAUUAACUUAUGAUGAGAUGAAAAAAGUUAUGGAAGAGACAUUAAUUGAAAACAUUCGACUAAGAACUGAUUUAAUGACUCUUGCCAAAAGUAUAAAUAAAUGA
Molecule: messenger RNA, 2973 nt
Organism: Plasmodium reichenowi
Lineage: Eukaryota; Apicomplexa; Aconoidasida; Haemosporida; Plasmodiidae
Exons: 2
Coding region: 1-2973 (990 amino acids)
Source: RefSeq, a predicted model, not a curated record